AUGGCCGAUAGUAGACGUGUAUUUGUACAGCUGGCAGUCAAGAAGGGAUUGCAGAUGGAAAUAAAAGCACCUGUUAUGGCCUUUGUUAUGCCCACCGACUUGUGGCUUUCAGUCAUUAAUGAAUUCCUCAUGAGCUGUAAUGAUGACGAAGUCGAGGUGGAACAGCGUCCUACGGGAUUACUAGAAGGCUGCGUCGUGCUGCAUGCCGCGUCAUUGGAGCAGGUUAUAGAGCCAGCAGGCUGUAAAGAUGGCAAACAGUACAUUUUAUGUAUGAGCAUGGAUGACGCUGUGCUUUUACAAAAGCAAAAGUUUGGUGACAGUAGUCUUACGGGUACUCAUGACGCUGACGCGCUGGCACGCGAGAGUAUCGCUCUUACGGACCAACUCGAGUCUUUGGAAGAGUUUGAUUAUUAUUUUGAUGGUACUGGGACAUUACGUCAUUGUCGCACAAAUCAAGCAGUGUAUGAACUCAUGAGUGACGAGCGAAGAGCUGGUGAAUUAGACGAUAUUGUGAAAGCUGCAAUCUUUCACAUCCAGAUGGAGAUGUUGGCUGAAUUGGCAUUUAAACAGGCUCGUGUUCCACUGGACCCACAACCGGAUGAGCCAAAGGAGGCUCGCUCGAGUGUUUUUCUCACGUCGGAUUGGCGUACAAACACUAAUUUAUUAGUGGUGGUCAAUGGCGGCCGUGGUGCACAACCUGGUAUCUGGAGUCGAGAUCUGCUGAUUCAGGAGGGGUUGGAGCUCGGUUCGAUGCUGCCAGUGAUGCGUCGUGCCACUACAUGUAACUUUGCAGUGCUAGUGCUUAAUCCGUCGACAAACAAUGUGACUAUCGGAAACGAUACAUUUCCGAUUCGUGGAAACUCAUCGCCAGAUGAGCACAUUCUCUACAUGUGGGAUAAUAUCGUUUCGCGUGCACAGGCUCGCAAUGUGUACAUGUUGGCGUACUCGUUCGGCGCAAGGUCUGUGCUGACCCUUAUCCAAAAUCGUGAAGAACAGGUCGUCAAGCGCGUGAAUGCGCUUGUAUUUGCAGAGGGUGCGUAUCACAUGGACCCGUCGACUACAUCUCCAUCAGUUGCUCAAUUCUUAAAGCAACGCGCUAUCAAUUUUAAAGGGGAUGCGCAAGUCCCCGUGGGUGGGCAUAUUCCUGCAGAAGAGGAGAAACUUUCAUGCAGUUGUUUGUCUGUCGGGGACCUCACAGCAUCAGCUCCAUCAGUUGACGGCAAGGCAUCACCGACUGCAUCUCCUGCAUCUGCGCUAUCGAAGCGCAGCAGUAGCAACAAAGCUCGCACUAUCAGUCUUUCGUUAGAAACGACUUUCACUUAUUUCAUAGCAGCGCGCGACCGAGGCUGCGGUGCAGCACAAUUUAUAUCUGAGUCGGAAGCCAAGACACGGACAUGGCUUGGAAACGUCAUUAGGCAGCGUUUGGACUCACUGAAGCCUCGUAAACAGAGCCGCCGCCUUAGCGCUGCGAUGGGGGUUAAUGCGAGCGAAUCCCCGCACCACCGGAAAACAGCCCGUCGGUCGUCAUUGGACACUGACGCAAGUACAUCGACAAUGCGCGCAUCGAUUGCUAGCAGUCGUGGCAUUAGUUCUUCCAGCCAACAAUCUCAUGGCGUUUCGGUGAGUGAUUUUGAUUUGAUCAAGGUGAUUGGAAAAGGAUCGAUCGGAAAAGUAUUUCUUGUCCGCAAGAAAGAUACGCAUGACGUUUAUGCCAUGAAGGUGCUGCGCAAGAAGAACGUGGUUCGCCAUGGCUUGGAAGAGCACAUAAGAACGGAGCGCCUGAUUCUUGAAGAAAUUGACCACCCCUUCAUUGCUAGGUUGCGCUUUUCGUUUCAGACGAAGGACAAGUUGUAUCUUGUGACCGACUAUUGCUCUGGCGGAGAAUUAUUCCAUCACAUGUCUGACGAUGGUUUUUCGUAUGAGCUUUCACAAUUCUACGCUGCCGAGUUGGUGCUGGGGCUUGAGCAUCUUCAUCAACUUAAGGUGGCGUAUCGCGAUCUCAAACCAGAGAACAUCCUUGUUGAAGCCUCUGGGCACCUGCGCAUUACUGAUUUUGGAUUGUCAAAGCUAAACGUGGUUUCGGACAAGGGUGCACAGACACUUGUGGGUAGUCCCGAGUAUCUGGCACCUGAGGUGUAUAAUUUGCAGAAAUACGGAUAUGCUGUGGACUGGUGGUCGCUUGGCGUAUUCAUCUACGAGAUGCUUACAGGCGUUCAUCCAUUUAUUGACGACAAUCGCGAGGUCAUGGUGAAGAAAAUCAUGACGCCGGGUUGGGUUAGUACGCGGAUGCCGCCCGAGAUGCCCCCCGAAGCUGCGUCAUUGAUUAGUGGGCUGCUUACAUUUAAUCCGUCGGAGCGCCUUGGAUCGCGUGGUGCUCAAGAAUUGCGCGAUCACGCGUUUUUUGCUGGCGUAUCCUGGGAUGAGCGAGUGCGGCGUGAGGUGGCACCCCCCUGGCGCCCGGUGGUGCAGGACGAGCUAGAUGUGGGCAAUUUUGACGCCGAGUUUACAUCCGAGCCUGUCGUUGACAGUGUGUGUACGCACCAGUCUAUGGUGCUCAACUACACUUUUGCUGACUUUUCAUUCAAUCCCAGCAUCUCGGAUUCCAUGCGCAAGGGUUAA
This is a messenger RNA of Peronospora farinosa, 2619 nucleotides long. NCBI's taxonomy places the organism in Eukaryota, Oomycota, Peronosporomycetes, Peronosporales, Peronosporaceae. The record is from the annotation of a GenBank genome assembly.